This is a messenger RNA of Effrenium voratum, 1186 nucleotides long. The record is from the annotation of a GenBank genome assembly. Lineage: Eukaryota; Dinophyceae; Suessiales; Symbiodiniaceae.
GGCUCAAGCCUGUGUUUCGCCCAGACUUCGCUUGGAAGUUCUCGGCUCGGGUCGCUGCAAACGGAGAUGUCGGGCUACCGCCAGGAUCGCCAGCUCACGGGUGCCGCCCGUAACGGGAGCAAUGGAAAUGGGCCCGGGGUGAAGCCGGUGCGAGCGCUGCCCAAUGGCCCAGGCCCUGCGACACGGCGUCGGAUGGUGGAGCAGAGCCCCGUCACGGCCUUCUUGCGGGAGAUUGGAAUGCCUCAAUAUGCGGAGGUUUUCAAAGACCACGGGUUCGACGACAUGGAGACCUUGAUGGGCAUGGAGGAGGAGCACAUGCGGGACAUGGGUAUGCCCAGCGGGCACAUUGUCAAGCUCAGGAGGCGCUUGCAGGAGGCCGAGGCCGCGGGGCCCGGCUACGGCACCCAGCUGGCCCCGCCGCGCACCCUCCAAGGAAAGGGCUUCGCCCCAGGGGGCAACACAAUGACGGCGGUGCAGAUGAGCUGGCAGCAAGUGAAGAACCUGGGCACGGAUGUCGUUGGGGGCCUCUUCUACAAGAAGUUCUUCAAGAUGGAGCCCUCGGCCAAGGCCUUGUUCCCCAUCGAGGUGCGCCUCCGCUACAAGGACUGGGACACGGACGAGGAAGAGGGCGAGGAUCCCACCGACUCCCCGGCGCUGCGGAAGCUGUGGGCCAAGUUCAUCACGGUGGUGGGCAGCGCUGUGGCCGGAAUCCAGGACACUGGUAAGUUGGUGCCCAUGCUGCAGCAGCUGGGCAUGCGCCAUGUGAACUACGGGCUGAAGGCGGAGUACUUCAACCUCGCGGGGAAGAUCCUGAUUGAGGUGCUGGCUGAGUGGUUGGGCGAUAGCUUCACGAAGGAGGUGGAGAACGCCUGGUCCAUGGUGGCCGGCUUUAUGGUGGCCACCAUGUACGGGGGCUACGCCCAGGCGGCCCUAGAGGUGAAGAACAAGGAGCUGCAGCUGAAGGAGAGAAUCGCGGACACCAGCUCGGAUGUCUCCUCCACCUGCGGUGGCAGCCGCCAGAUCUCGCCGCUGGAGGAAUUUGAGGAUGGGGAGGGCCGGCUGGACCUGCAUGGUUUGUCGCUGCACACGGACUUGAGCCGGGAGCAGGUGUCCUUGCUGCCGAACUAGAAGCUGAGUGCUGCGACAUUGGCCCUCCCAUUUUGCGAAAGAGGUGAUUUCGUGGUUU